Molecule: messenger RNA, 1796 nt
Organism: Brienomyrus brachyistius
Lineage: Eukaryota; Metazoa; Chordata; Actinopteri; Osteoglossiformes; Mormyridae
Product: proteinase-activated receptor 3-like
Exons: 2
Coding region: 136-1215 (359 amino acids)
Biological process (GO): blood coagulation; phospholipase C-activating G protein-coupled receptor signaling pathway; thrombin-activated receptor signaling pathway
Cellular component (GO): membrane
Molecular function (GO): thrombin-activated receptor activity
Source: RefSeq, a predicted model, not a curated record
UGGGUUGAACCUUACAGGCAAAACAAACCUCGGUAUCACAGACUUUUGGGAGACAUGACUGCUUAACCUGCAAGCGCUUUUCAAUGUGUAGCUUUGGCUUUCGGACUUAAGAAAAGUGAAAACACGGGAUGAAAUAUGAACGAAUUACUGCCAUUAUUGUUAUAUUUCAUUGUCCUCCACUUUUCCUAUCAAGUUAAAGGGGAUGAAACAACAAAUAUUACCAAUAUAAUUAGGAGCUUCAGAGUAAAUGUAAUAAAUGACUCAGACAUUAUUUCUCUGGACGAUGAACAUGACGUCAGUGCUGCUAGCUACCUAAACAGCAGCCUGAGUUCUCGGCUCAUUCCUACUGCCUACUUAGUGACGAUACUCAUUGGUGUCCCAUCCAACGUCAUCAUUAUGAAAAUGCUCUGCAGCAGAAUCAAGACCUUUUCCAGUGCCAUCCUUUACAUGAGCCUUGCGGUAUCGGACCUCUUGACUCUGCUUACUCUGACGCUUAAGGUUCAUUACUACUAUAACGGCAACAAUUGGAUAUUUGGGGAAGCUUUGUGCAGGGUAGUGACAGCCAGCUUCUAUGGAAACAUCUACUGUUCUAUCUACAUGCACAUGUGCCUCAGUUUCAACCGCUACAUGGCUGUCGUUCAUCCUUUCAUGUACAAGAACCUGCCCAGGUUCUGGUGCAACAUGUGGAUCACCCUGAUUGCCUGUGCUGUACUCCUCAUUGCCAUGGUACCAGAACUACUUGUCCGACAGACUUACAACCUCCUUCACUUAAACACUACCACAUGCCAUGAUAUUAUUUCAACAAAUUUGGAAUACUACAAUUUCUUGCUCUACUACAAAAUUGGUCUCACAUGUUGGGGAUUCUUUAUACCCUUCCUGGUCACAAUCUUUUCCUAUGUGUCUAUAAUCAAAAAACUGAACAAAUCUCACUAUGACUGGAUGUCCUACAUCAGGAUCAGCUCCUUGGUGUUUGCCAUUUUUCUCAUCUGUUUUACACCCAGCAAUGUCUUCCACUUCGUUCAUUACAUAAACCUGGUUAUCGGCAAUGAGGACUCCUUCUAUAUCUAUUACAGCACAAUGCUCUGCUUGUGCAGCCUCCACUGCUCCUUGGAUCCUUUCCUCUUCUUCCUCAGGGUCAGAACAACAAGAUCAAAAAUAGUCCUCAUUACCGAUAAAGAAGAGGAUGUACAAUCGAAGGACAGUGUGUCAUUCUAAAAUAAGCCUUAUAAACUUUGACAUUCCAUUACUUGAAAUGCUAUAGCAGAAAUGUUCCUUGAAUCAGUGAGGCUAAGACAUUUAUCGAUGUGGUUUUACUGGGAAGCAGUCUGGAUACGAUGCAAAGGGUAUAUUCAGGGGAUAAAACCGCCGUCUACUGUACAGUUCUAAAAUGAAUUCUAUUUUAAUGAAAUUUGUUUUCUUAAUUAAUAUAUGAUAUAUCAGUAGUAUCAGUCGAUUCAUUGCAUUCAAUCAGCUUCAGGAUUCAUCUGCAGGUUGUGCAACAAAAGUCAGGCUGAUACACGUCAGAAAUACUUCUCUGAUUCCGCCAGGGAGCCUCUGACUGACACACCUCUUUGGGCAGGUAGCUAUGGGUUACUUGCAGACUGCUGAAAGAGCUUUACAUCACAGUAGAAUUAAGCUUAGCCCAAUGUGGAAUCAGAAUACCAGCAUAUUGUUUUAGUUGUAUUUUACCAUAAAUAUCUGUUUUUGUGUUCCUUUAGCGGAGUUAUAUGUAGUACAUACUAAUUUUAUGAAAUACUGUAUAAAAGUUAAUAAAAUAAGUGAAGUUUAUGCAAAAA